This is a messenger RNA of Lacerta agilis (Sand lizard), 1566 nucleotides long. RefSeq names its product serpin family E member 1 (gene SERPINE1). The transcript is spliced from 9 exons. The coding region runs from base 32 to 1276 and encodes 414 amino acids. Gene Ontology annotation, biological process: negative regulation of vascular wound healing; negative regulation of endopeptidase activity; negative regulation of plasminogen activation. NCBI's taxonomy places the organism in Eukaryota, Metazoa, Chordata, Lepidosauria, Squamata, Lacertidae. The record is from RefSeq and is a predicted model, not a curated record. Gene Ontology annotation, molecular function: serine-type endopeptidase inhibitor activity.
UCCCGCGAGACACACAGAGAAAAUAAGAAGGAUGCCUCAGCCGUCGAGCACGACCCCCGCCGCCUCCCGGUGCCUGGUCUGGGCUGUGACCCUGGCGGGGCUGGUGGCCCUGUCUUGGGCGUCCGCGGCGCCCCUUGCCCGGCCGGGUGUCUCCCGCGUGGCGCGCCUCUCCACCGACUUCGGCGUGCGCGUCUUCCGCGAGGUAGCCGCGGCCUCCGGCGAGCGCAACGUGGCCUUCUCUCCUUACGGCGUCGCCUCCGUCCUGGCCAUGCUGCAGAUGGCCGCCGCCGGCGAGACGCGGAGACAGAUCCAGGACAGCAUGGCUUUCAGCCUCGACGAGUGGGGCAUUCCCAGAGCCCUGCGUUGGUUGCAGAAGGCGCUCACCGACCCCAGAAGCAAAGAUGUCGUGGACACGGCCGACGCCCUCUUUGUGCAGAGGGACCUGGAGCUCAGCCCCGGGUUCAUGCCCCACUUCCACCGCGUCUUCCGCCAGACGGUCAAGCAGGUGAACUUCACGGAGACCGAGGAAGCGCGCAGGAUCAUCAACAGCUGGGUGCAGGACCACACAAAAGGGAUGAUCCAGGACUUCCUGCCCGAGGGGACCUUGGACCACAUGACCCGCCUGGUCCUGGUGAACGCCAUCCACUUCAAGGGCCUCUGGAACCUGCCCUUCCCAGAGGCAGCCACCAGGGAGCGCCUCUUCCACAAGCUGGAUGGGAGCACCCUCUCCGUCCCCAUGAUGGAGCAGACGGCAAAGUUCAACUACGGCGAAUUCUCCAGCCCUACAGGAGUGGAGUACGAUGUCAUCGAGCUGCCCUACCAGGGGGAGACCCUCAGCAUGCUCAUUGCCGCCCCCUUCGACCUGGACACCCCGCUCUCUGCCCUGACCAACAUCAUUGACUCCCAGCUGGUGGCCGGAUGGAAGAGGAACAUGACGGAAGUGACAAGGCUCCUGGUCCUACCCAAAUUCUCCCUGGAGAGCGAAGCUGACCUCCGAGGGCCCCUGGAGACCCUGGGGAUGAAGGACAUGUUUGACGCAAGGAAAGCCAACUUCAGCAGCCUGUCAGACCAAGAAUCCCUCUUUGUGGCUCAAGCCCUGCAGAAGGUGAAGAUCGACGUGAAUGAGAGCGGGACGGAGGCCUCCUCUGCCACAGCUGUCAUCAUCUACGCCCGCAUGGCCCCCCUGGAGAUUGUGAUGGACAGGCCCUUCCUCUUCCUCGUGGUACACAACCCAACUGGCACCGCCCUGUUCAUGGGGCAAGUGAUGGAGCCCUGAGUGACCCCCCCCCCUUGUUCAGCCAGAAUCUCUCAGGAGCCGGAAGAAGUUAUUCCUCCCUUUCUGUUCCCCUCCCUCUACAUUCCCCCCCCCAAAGAGAGACCUGCCGCCAGCCGUGACCUCCCUCCGCCCUGCUGCUGAGUGGCAGCACCAGGCGCAGAGCCCUCUCACCCCCCAGGGAAGAAGCCUCAGUUGGUCUUUCUGCUGGGAAGAGGCUCCCCCCCUCCGCAGACCCCUCCGCCCCCUGGGAGACCCGCUCUUCGGAAAGAUGAGGCUCCAACCAUGAUGUC